CGGAGGAACGACUGCGGCGUGGUCCCCACUUUGCACCUCUAGCUGGUACCGGCAGAUCGCGCUGCUGCCGCCACUGCCCGGCUCGGGCUUGCAGUUCCCGCCGCCGCCCUCCCCCCGCUCCGCCUCACUCGGCCUUCGUCCGGCUGGCGGUGAGCGACGCUGCCAGUGAGCCGGUAGUAUUGGGUGACCAUGGCAGCAGAGGGCCGAGGUCUCGGCGGCGCGGCGGGGCUAACGAUGCCGCUGGCCCGAAGUCUGGAGCGGGCGCUGGCCGAGGCCGCGGGCUCUGGGAUCUUAGGCUUGAGCGGCCGCAAACUAAAGGAGUUCCCGCGGAGCGUAACGGGACAUGACCUGAGCGACACGGUGCAGGCAGAUCUGUCGAAGAACAGACUGAGUGAAAUUCCAGUGGAAGUGUGCCAUUUUAUCUCCUUGGAGAUGUUGAACCUGUAUCAUAACUGCAUCAGAGUCAUUCCAGACACAGUCAUUAAUCUACAGGCAUUAACGAAUUUAAACCUGAGUCGAAAUCAACUCUCUACAUUGCCAUUGUGCAUCUGUGCCCUUCCACUUAAAGUCUUGGUUGUCAGCAACAAUAAGUUGGUGUCGCUUCCAGAAGAUAUUGGACAGUUGAAGUGUUUAAUGGAGCUGGAUGUGAGCUGCAAUGAAAUUACGGUAUUGCCACAACAAAUGGGACAACUUCAGUCUCUCAGGGAGUUGAACGUUAGAAGAAAUUAUCUGCAGAUUUUGCCAGAAGAGCUAGCAGACCUCCCUCUUGUGAAGUUAGACUUUUCAUGUAAUAAGAUUGUGUCAAUACCAAUCUGCUACAGAAACAUGAAGCAUCUACAGAUAAUAGAAAUGGAUAAUAAUCCCCUGCAGUGUCCACCCGCACAGAUCUGCAUAAAGGGUAAAGUGCACGUAUUCAAGUACCUGAACAUAGAAGCACGUAGAACUGAUAAGACUGCAGAAUGCCUUUAUCAACCGCCAAUGGAGAAGGCCUGUGUUCCACAACUUGUUUCUGGGAGCAUUGAAGAUAUAUAUCCUGACAAAAAACACGAUUUUGAUUCUGGGAUUGGAAGUGACAAUGGGGAUAAACACCUCUCUUCAACAGAACCUUUAGAUGAAGAUGCAGCCAGUCUGACCCUUCAAAUGGCACAUAUCUCAGAGGAAGAUCACUUGAAUAAACAGAAGGAAUAUUUGAAUGUUGGAUCAAUGAAAGUGGAAUCUAAUCAGGAGACAAAGGAUUUUCUGCAGCGUAAUUUCGAAGUGGAAGAGAAAGUGGCUGUCCAAGGUGAUGGCUUGAGUUCUGAGUUUAGGACUUACAUGAAGGCAAAGGAGCCUGAGGAACCGCUGAUAAUUGAGGAAGAUUCAAGUUGGACAAUAGGACGAAUACCAAAUACAGAUGACCAUCUGUACAGUGAGCCAGAGGUGGCAGGACAUAUGAGUUCUCCAGAAGGCAUUGUGCAGGAAGAACAGAGUGAUGAGACACCAAGCAUUUACCUUUCAGCGAAGAUCUCCAGUUACCAGAAAGGAAGUUCCAUGGUGGAGCUGGAGUUUCAGAGAAAGCGUGAGAUCAUGCUGGAGAAAGCAAGGCACGAAGCUCAAGUUGCAUCCCAUCGGCUGAAAUGGCAGAAGUCCAAGCAGAAUACUAAUGAGAGUAUGGAGAAGAAUGAGACAGAAAAUGAGGAUGAGAAGAAGACUCCCGCAGUCACACCUACGUUGUCUCCUGAUGCAUCACCCACAGCCCCCUUUGGGCUGAAGCCAAGAUCUGUCCAAGCAAACUCUUCUUUGGACUCCCCUCCUUCCUUCUUCAGAAAACUGUCACAGACCUACAUAGAGGAACUCAACCCCGCCAGUACUCCGCAGGAAGAAGACAGAAAUCAUGCUUUCUUCAGGUCAUUGCGGCAUAUCGACUCCUUGGAUCCUCAAUUUACCAUCCGUAGAAAAAUGGAGCAGAUGAGAGAGGAAAAGGAACAUAUAGAACAGCUCCGGGAGAACAUUGAAUCCAGACUAAAAAUUAAUCUACCUGAAGAAAUUGGAGAAGCCUUGAUGGACGGAGUGGUUCUGUGUCAUUUAGUUAAUCAGAUCCGGCCGCGAUCCGUGCUCAGUAUACAUGUACCAUCACCUGCAGUGCCUAAACUCAGCAUGGCAAAAUGCAGGAGAAAUGUGGAAAACUUCCUCGAAGCUUGCAGGAAAAUCGGAGUACCUGAGGAGAAGCUAUGUUUGCCCCAUCACAUACUGGAAGGAAAAGGGUUGCUAAAACUAAGUAUGACUGUUCAAGCACUGCUGAACUGGGCCAUGACCAGAUCCCCAUUGUUUACGUGAAUCCAGAACCACAGUGUUGCCGGCCUCUGGAAGUCCAGCAAGUGACAUAGCCUCAAGCCCAGGACGAGUACACAGCCUACAAAAGGUGGACAUUUUCCUCAGCUGAUGUGUGGAGCUAUUUCUGUACACUAACAUUUGUUUUAGAAGCAUACUACAUUUGUCACAGUAUUUAGUUAAUAUGUAAACUUAUCAACUACAGAUAGUUACAGCUUUUGCAGAAGUGGGGAAAGCCCAACUCUCUUGUAUCUUUUGAUGUAUUAAAGAGACACUCUUUUGUUUUGCUAAUUUGUUUAAUUAUGACUGUUUAGUUAUACAAUAAUGGCUUUUGGUUGUGAAGAAGUUUAGAACAUAGUCAUAAUUUAUUUAUAUUAUUUAUUCAGAUGUUUUACCCGUCCAUUGAGAUGAUGGUUGUAAAUUUGAAAGGCUUGCAGCUUUUUUUAAAGAUUUAAGCAAUUUUAUUUUAUGAUGGUAGUUUAGUCAUUUUUAGUUAAUAUUUGGUAUCAUCAGUUGAACAACCUUAAAGCUUCCUGAGAAUCUGCUUGUGAUCUUCAUGUGAUAUUAUGUAAUGAGAGAGAAGGGCAGUUAACUCGUUUAAGGCAAUGUCUGACAAUGUUUCAGACUAAUCAAAUAAAUUUUACUUACUGUUGCAAGUAAAGUAACAAGAAAGAGUUUAAAUAGUUUAAACAAGUUUCUGUGGACACUCGAUUAGUUCUCCCUGGUGCUUCAUUCCAGAUCAUACACCCUGGAUCAGAUAGACUGGUUGGCUGACAAGUUUAGAAAUCAAAUCAGUAUGAUUUUGACCACUGCAUGGAUAGAGCAAAUGAAAAGAGGGAUCUUAAUAACACAUUGCUCAGAUGAAUGGUUUAGGAUGACUCAAGCUAUGACCAAAAGCAGGAGCGAGGAGAGGCCCAAAUUAGUGGAAUGUUUUCAAGAACGGUGUAGCUUGUUGCUUUGACAUUUGUGAUUGCCCCCACCUAAUAUGACAGAAUCUUUAAAAAUUUACAUCAAAAAGGCCAUUUUAUUGAUGGUAAAAUUGAUAUUACCAUACUUAAUAUAGGAACAAUGCCAAAAACUCAACCCAGAUUAGCUCUGUGGAAUAACCCUGUGGUUUAUCGUGGAUCUGUGAACUAAACCUCUAGAUUUUACCAUACUUAAUCCAUUAUGACGUGCUGCAACACAGAACAGACAACUCACUGUAGUUUAUUCAGGCUAACAAGUUGCCUUCCUACAGCACCUGGUAGUGCAUUAUCUAAAUAUGCAAACAGUUGUACUGAAUUAUGUGAGCUUCAGGAACUAACUGGAGCCAAACGCAAAUGCUAGUCAUUAGACUUCAUUGCCAAUUUCGGGGACCAGUUAAAAUAUAAAAGUAUUCAGGAAUCAUUGCCCCUACCAAACGAUAUUGACUCACAAGUUGUUGUGUGCCAGUCUGCAGAAAGCAGUCACUUUGUAAGCCAUACAGCCGGCCUUCUCUGAACACACAAACACUGCUUGCAGUUAACAUGAAUGAAGCUGUGUGUCCAUGGCUGCCAACCCUUAGGUUUACUCACACAGAUGAAGGUAGAGCUGACACCAAAAAAAUGCAGGAAUAUACCUGUAACUGCCAUUUAAAAAGAAAAAUAGCCAGUUCCAAACAAAGGAAAAACUACCCUCUCAGUAGUACCUGCUGCCAGAAGUAGUUGUUAAUUGGGAUUGGGAAGGGGCAUUGGGGAUGGGGGAGUUGUCAGAGAACCCAUCUCUCUCCAACACCACCUCCAGCUGUCUGAGGAGUGGGAUCAGAGGCACAAGUCCCCAAAGUUUUGGAAACAACUGUGUAUGAUUCUGCUACUUUCUGAAUGUGGAUCUUUUGCUGCAGUUUGGUAUAAUAAAGAUGCACAGAGAUAUAAAUGCACCAAAUACACAUUGCUUUUCAUAUGUAACAGCUUGCAUGAUGCAAUGCUUGUCAAAUUUGUUUGCUGUCAGCAUUUUGCUGGGAUGGGCAUCAUUUUCACCAUUUUUGUGGUUUCUUCUGUGAUGUGGAAACUUGGUCCAUGGGUGAGGAGAGGGGAAGGAGGGAAAUGAGUGGGCUGACCACAUCAACACAAUGAACAUUAACAGGAGAGAGUUUUGUCUUAAGAUUGAUUUUAGGGUGUAGCAGUGACAGUUCUCCUAAUUAUGAAUGGUAUGGGGAAGAGGGCAGUGUGACCCGUCUGAAGAGUGGGGCAAAGUUCUGGAGGUGGGCUCUGAGGUGGUGUGGCAGGCCAUGUGGUGGAGCAAAGGUGUGAGGGUACCGAAUAUAGUAUUCUCCAUGAUAAAGGUAAUCCAGCACAAGUAAAUUCCAUUUCUGCCUGCCAACCUCAAUCAAAAUCAGCUUGUCAGUGGUGAAUUAUAUUAAUGGAAAUGGUGUUUUAGUAAUUAUUGCCAAUAUUUUUCUUGGUAGAAAUUCCAUUCAUCAUCUUUAUGUGUCAUGUUGUCUUUCAUCUGUCUUUAGUCUCUUCUAUUCUUUUCUCUAUCCAUGACCCUGAUUGUUCUUGGUAAAUUUUCUAUAGAAGUGGUUUGGGCAGUGUCUUUACAAGGUGGUGACCCCAGCCAUUAUUAAUACUCUUCAGAGAUGAUCUGCCUGACAUCAGUGGUCACGUGACCAGAACUUGUGAUAUACACCAACUGCUCCCAUGGUCAUGUGAUCAUGAUUGGGGGCUAGGCAAGUGUGACACCUUGUCCAAUGGUGAGCUGCAGGCUAGCAAAGGGAAGGAAAACCUUGCAUCUCCUUUGGUAGAGAUGUAUCUCCACUCCACCACCCUAGACGUUCAAUUAGUGGGUGAAAUUUGGGGCCGAGAGGGUGAAAACUGAAUGCCUCAAUUAGGACAAACAACUGGCAAGGGUUGGAGGGGUUACACUUCAGUAUUUCAACCACUUCUUCAUGUCAAUUACCUGUGUAGGUUCAAGACAGUAGUUUGUUUUUCACUUUUGGAGAUAUUCCUGAGCACAGAUUGUGGGUUUUGUGAAAUUAGGGUGGGGCCUGAAUUGCUUGUUUGCACCCAAGAAGUGUGAUAUAUAUAAGAAUGUCGGCAGCAGGUAAUAAUUUUACUUACAAGUACUGCAAAGGAGAUUGUUAUCAGAAAAUAAAUGAAUGUUGCACAGUCUCAGGAAAUAUCAACAGCAUUCUUCCUAAGCCAUAAACUCACCAAAUCAUCUCAUCACUAAUCUCAAAUAACUAAUACAGUCUCCUGCAGCACCUGUUUGUGAAGGAGAGGUAGUGUUGACGUUUGAAGAAAAAGAUAGGAUCAAGCAAGAAAAUCUGUUAAUUGUGUUAUCAUUACGAUGGUGUGCAUUCAAAGUGCUGCUUUUCUUUUAAACAAGAUAGUAGACAGCAGGGUACUGCAAUGGCCUAUGCACUUAAAUGGAUUUCUAUUAUUUUGGAUAAUAAGGCACCAAAAGCAAUCUUUGACAAAUGCAGGUUGUUUCGAACCAGAAGUAUAUAACUAGAGGAAGCAUAACUGGUAGAUGAGGAGAACUUCUGAUUUGCAUCUUCAAGGUGAGCUGUGCUGUGCAAAUGCAAUUUAUAUAUAUAUAUAUAUAUAUAUAUAUAUAUAAUGACCUCGUGCUUCUGAAAAAUCUCCAGACUGAAUGUUGAAUGACAUCAGGUUUUCAGUUUGCAGCUGAUGUCAGCUUACAUUGUGUGUGUAAAAAUACGCUCUAACUUUUAAUAUUUUGUAAAAUUGUGGUUUUUAGACAGUGCUUGAUUUCUGGGAAACCCAGUUACACUUAUAUGGCCAAAAGAUCUUCUGUUGUCUGUAUAUAGAUUGGGAAAUGUAUUUUGCAUGUGUGGCUUUUGAUGUUAUCUAAAGCCAUUGUAUAUAGUGUAUAUUUUGUAAAAUUCACUUCUACUGUAACAUCAGUAAUAAAGUUAUG
Messenger RNA from Mobula hypostoma (lesser devil ray), 6204 nucleotides. Its product is annotated as leucine-rich repeat and calponin homology domain-containing protein 1-like. Gene Ontology annotation, molecular function: protein binding. The record is from RefSeq and is a predicted model, not a curated record. The coding region runs from base 190 to 2316 and encodes 708 amino acids. Lineage: Eukaryota; Metazoa; Chordata; Chondrichthyes; Myliobatiformes; Myliobatidae. The transcript is spliced from 20 exons.